AUGGAGAAAAUGGCCUCUUUUGGACAGACAGAGUAUUCACACGACGAACAAGAAGCAAUACAAAAUGCACUGAGACAGAAACUAGGACCCGAAUUUAUAAGUCAGCGUGCUGGAGCUGGGGGGCAGAGGCUUGCCUACAUAGAAGGAUGGCGUCUCAUCAACCUUGCCAACGAGCUGUUUGGGUUCAAUGGCUGGUCCCACUCAGUCUCACAACAAACUGUUGACUUUGUUGACCACAGUGGAGGGAGAUACUUCGUAGGAGUCAGUGCUUUUGUCAAAGUGCAGCUGAAGGAUGGUGUGUUCCAUGAAGACAUUGGAUAUGGUGUAAGUGAAGGAAUGAAAUCCAAGGCUCUGUCCCUAGAGAAAGCAAGAAAAGAGGCUGUCACUGAUGGGCUCAAGAGGGCACUCAAGAGUUUUGGGAACUCGAUGGGUAACUGCCUAGCAGACCGAGAUUAUCUAAAGUGUAUCAACAGAGCCCCUAAACCAACAGCUAGAGUAUAUGAUCUAGAAGAAAUGAGGAGGACAGAACAAGACGUGGCAAUAGAACAGGCCAGGAAAUCCUCUAAUAUCAGAAGACUGUCCAAUCACAAGCUAGCUUCUGAUCAGACCAAUCAAAACCUUCCUAGUAAUCUUAAUAUGGUGUCAACAACCAAUCAGACGACAGAUUCCAGAGACACAGGGAUUGGUUCUAGAGACAAUAUAACAGCCACCACAAGUAACUCCUCUAAUGAGAACUUAUCUAAAAACAUCACUUCACGAGAGACAACCAGAGUGUCGACAAACAUGGAGAACAUUCGUGUGACGGGGAGACAGAGUCUGCCCAGUAAGGAGAACAUGAACCCCCAGGAGGUGGUGAUCAAGACAGAGUGGAUCUCAGCAGAGCUGGUGCUUCAGAAAGAGGAGGACCCACCCCCGCAGGAAUUUGUCAGGAGGGGGUCACUGCCUCUCAAUCACGGAGUGGGGACAGGAAUGAACCUUAGACACAAGAGGACCCAGUCCACUCAGAGAGUGGAAAAUGAACCCGUCAGUACAGGUUCUAGUAAGGAUGGUGACAAGGAAGAUCUUAAAGCCAAGCAAGAGAGAUUACAAAGACAACAGCAAAAACAGCAGGAGUUCAAACAGAGGCUAACGGUCAAACAGACGGACAAUACAGCCCUCAAUAUAAUAGGACCUCCUGUGGCAACCUCUACACCAGCCUUUAAUGGACUUGGUCCUCCCAUCCAUGCCUCCAGUCCCAAGGUCAUUCCAAAGUCACGACCCCAGAGCAGUUCAGAACCCUCCCCAAAUCAACCAGAGCUCCUUCCCGAGGAAAACUUUGAGGACACAGACCUUUGGAACAACUCCCUAGACAUAGAGAGCAUAGAUCCAUUUAGUGAUAACACAGCAGUGGAGGGGGGCGGCAAGAAACCACUCAACAGAAGUAAGACCCUCUAUACCUCCGAGUCCAAACCCUCAGGGCGCCCCAACACAAUGACCAAUCACUACCCUGUCACCAAGGCAACCGGUCAGUUACGACAGGUCACAAGUUACACAGGUACAACAGCAGUAAAUGAUAUAGAUGAGUGUGCCCUCCACAGCGGUCAUAUUUGUGGACAGAUCUGCGUGAACACGGUCGGUAGUUACCGCUGUGAGUGUAACUCUGGAUACACGCUACACUCUGAUGGCAGUACCUGUAUUGAGGAUGAACCUAUCGGUUGUGACAGGUAUAACCCAUGCCAGCAGCGGUGUGUCGAGGACGAGAAUGGGGUCAGCUGUGCCUGUAACCAAGGAUACCAACUACUGGCAGACGGCAUCAACUGUCAAGAUAUUGAUGAGUGCACCUCUGGGUCAGCCAAUUGCCCACAGGGACAGGGCUGUUAUAACCAGGAGGGGACGUACAGAUGCUGGCCCUGCCCCCAGGGUCAGGAGGUGGACCCUGUCUCUAAGGCCUGUCGGUCCGUCCCACGGUGCACCACCGGCUACUUCUAUGACAGAGUGGCUGGGUCAUGUGCAGAUGUUGAUGAGUGUGCCACUGAGAGAGACACCUGUCUAUCCUCCCAGAGGUGUGAGAACACGGUGGGAUCAUUUGUCUGUAGGAGGAUCCUGGGGUGUGGGACAGGUUACUCCAUGAUGGAGGAAACUCAAACCUGUAAAGACAUAGAUGAGUGUUUGCUGGGCACACACAACUGUCCCUCUGGUUAUGAUUGUUUUAACAUGGACGGUACGUUCCGAUGUCAGAAGCCCACCUGCCAGAGAGGGCACCGCUUCUCCUCCUCCACCGGCCAGUGUGAGCCCAUACAGUGUCCACGGGGCAGAGAACCAGACUCUAAUGGGAUGUGUGUUGACAUUAAUGAGUGUCAGCAGCCCGGGAUCUGUCCAGCCUCCGCUCGCUGCGUCAACACCUACGGAUCGUACCGCUGUAUACCGAGCACUUCCUGUCCUCAGGGUCAUCAGAUCGAUCCCGUCACUAAGGCCUGUAUAGACAUUGAUGAGUGUGCCAGAGGAGUGCACAACUGUCAGAGUGAUCAGGAGUGUGUUAACACGGCGGGAAGUUUUGGAUGUACCUGUGGGGCGGGGUACAGGAGAGAUUCUCAAGGUCGAUGUGAAGGUCAGCAGGUUUUUCCUUCUUUAUAUACUCUUAUAGGAGGAUCUUGCUCUGUUAUCAAAGAAAUAUGUCUUGCAAUGAAAAGGCUGGCAUUUUAUACCACAACAGGCUGUUUUAACUUCUAUGCUCUGAUCUGUUUUCUUAAAAAUGGCAGCUUUAUGUAAGCUUCAGCCUGAAAA
Molecule: messenger RNA, 2763 nt
Organism: Saccostrea cuccullata (small rock oyster)
Lineage: Eukaryota; Metazoa; Mollusca; Bivalvia; Ostreida; Ostreidae
Exons: 18
Coding region: 1-2748 (915 amino acids)
Biological process (GO): DNA recombinase assembly; double-strand break repair via homologous recombination; mitotic recombination
Cellular component (GO): nucleus
Molecular function (GO): calcium ion binding
Source: RefSeq, a predicted model, not a curated record